This is a messenger RNA of Sesamum indicum (sesame), 1869 nucleotides long. It is a transcript of the gene PBL1, whose product is annotated as PBS1-like 1. Lineage: Eukaryota; Viridiplantae; Streptophyta; Magnoliopsida; Lamiales; Pedaliaceae. Gene Ontology annotation, biological process: protein phosphorylation. Gene Ontology annotation, molecular function: protein kinase activity; ATP binding. The record is from RefSeq and is a predicted model, not a curated record.
AUAUAUACAUAUACAUACAAGAACAUGUGUAUCUAUCUAUUUCUACGUCUCUAAAUGCAGACAACUUGCAGAAAAAAAAACAAAGAGAAAAAUAGGAGGGAGCAAGGAAGAAAAGUCCACCCUUUUGGUUUGGGCAGUCGGUGAGAGAGUCUUUGUUCAUAAUACUUGUAGCCUGCUUCUCGUGAAGACAGCUCCCGCACACGUUAAGUCAUCAGUUCAGUACAAAAGACGUGUCUUUCUCGUGCGUUUCUGUUCACACUUGUGUUGAAUAUUGGAGGGCCGUCAAGAGGGUUUUCUGGGGGUUGUGUUGGUGGUUGGCGAGCGAGAUUCAUUUUCUUUUCGCGCUUCCCUGUUUUUUCUUUGUGUUUUGGGGUGGUUGGUUGAUGGGUUCUUGCUGCAGCGUGCGAAUAAGGGCGGAUCAUAGUCCUCGCCGAGAUGGGCUGAGCUCGAGGUUCGUUAGUGUUGAUGGGAAAGACACGAGCAGCAGGCGAUCUUCUUCCUCGAUGCCAUUGACCCCUCGGAAUGAGGGUGAAAUCUUGGACUCUUCGAAUUUGAAGAGCUUUGGCUUUAAUGAUCUCCGAAUUGCCACUCGGAACUUCCGUCCCGACAGUGUGUUAGGCGAAGGUGGUUUUGGAUGUGUCUUCAAAGGGUGGAUUGAUGAGCAUACAUUUAAAGCGGCCAAGCCCGGAACUGGAACGGUUAUUGCUGUUAAGAGAUUGAACCAAGAAGGUUUUCAAGGUCACAAAGAAUGGUUGACUGAAAUCAAUUAUCUGGGGCAGCUAUACCAUCCUAAUCUAGUGAAAUUGCUUGGUUAUUGCUUAGAGGACGAACACAGACUUCUGGUUUACGAGUUCAUGCCUCGUGGCAGCUUGGAGAAUCAUCUAUUCAGGAGGACAUCUUACUUCCAGCCGUUGUCUUGGAACCUACGCAUGAAAGUUGCUCUCGGAGCAGCAAAGGGACUUGCGUAUCUUCACAGCCCUGAAGCCAAAGUUAUAUAUCGAGAUUUCAAAUCCUCCAAUAUCUUGCUUGAUACGAACUACAACGCCAAGCUUUCCGAUUUUGGGUUGGCCAAGGAUGGGCCGAUGGAUGGUAAAAGCCAUGUAUCUACAAGAGUAAUGGGUACCUAUGGCUAUGCAGCUCCUGAAUAUAUGGCAACAGGCCACCUAACUGCAAGAAGCGACGUAUACAGCUUCGGGGUUGUUCUCCUGGAGAUGCUGACAGGCCGACGUGUACUGGACAAAAACCGUCCUCAUGGUGAACAAAAUCUCAUUGAAUGGGCAAGACCUUAUCUAGCCAGCAAGCGAAGAGUACUUCGAGUCAUGGACGCCCGUCUAGAAGGACAAUAUUCACCAAGUGGGGCAUUGCGGGCAGCAACUCUUGCUAUCAAGUGCCUAGCUUUAGAACCUAAGCACCGGCCAACGAUGGAUGAUGUCGUGAAAGCAUUAGAACAACUACAAGAAAUGGGCAGCGUUAAAACUGAAGAAGCUCAGAAGCAUCGUCGGGCACGCGAUGAAGAUUCAUCGAGCAGGAAAAUGGCUUCGUAUCCAAGACCUUCUGUUUCCCCCAUUCUUGCCUGAAUGAAGCCAAAAAAGGUUGUAUUUAUGAGUUGAAUGAAGAGGUGGUGUUAGCUGGAGCCAGUAUAACUUUGUGGGAGGUUUUUCAUCUGCUUACUCCGCCUAUUUGAGAGAUUCUGUACAGCUGAUAUUCUUUCGUUCUUCUCUGGCAACUUGGCUCAGAACUCAACUUGUCUGUAUUCAUAGUAAGAAUAGUUACGUGAAAAGCCAGUGACAGUGUCCUAAAUUAGGAAAAUUCUCGUACGAACUAAGUUUGACAUAAACAAAUCAACCACAAAUAUGACAACACUUGCUA